Oncorhynchus gorbuscha (pink salmon) is the source of this 3011-nucleotide messenger RNA. Its product is annotated as fibroblast growth factor receptor substrate 2-like. Lineage: Eukaryota; Metazoa; Chordata; Actinopteri; Salmoniformes; Salmonidae. The coding region runs from base 807 to 2504 and encodes 565 amino acids. The transcript is spliced from 7 exons. The record is from RefSeq and is a predicted model, not a curated record. Gene Ontology annotation, biological process: cell surface receptor protein tyrosine kinase signaling pathway. Gene Ontology annotation, cellular component: cell-cell junction; cytoplasm.
GUUCACCACAUCGAAAAUGAUUGCCUCAAACUCUAGGAAGUUUAGCCAAGUUGCUGUGAUGUAGCUGGCCAGCUAGCUAGCUACAUACAUAACAACGUUAGUUAAAAGACGGUGCGACUAAGGUAAAAUAGCUUAUUUUAUUGUUCAACUCUAUAUCGAGACAUAACGGAUUAUACAUGGAGUUACACCAAUUUGCGUUCGAAAACAAGAAUGGUAGCCACCUUUGGAAGAAGUUGUGAUUGUUUUUUUUUGGCGCUUUAGCAACCCAGAGGAAGGAUGGUGGAGUUGAGCUAACACAACAGGCUAACGCUAGCUUAAUAUGCUAUAGCAGAGCUAGCUAGCUUAGUUGCGAUCGUUUGUGUCUGAAACGUUUGGAAGAACAACCCCAUCCAUUUGCCAGGGACUCGUAUGUAUCCGUUAAUGUAUUAGCAAAGAUAUGCAUUUGAUUCAGCUUAGUUUUUGACCAAUUACUAAUUAGCUAGCUAACGUUAGUUAUCUUGGCUAGUAAAGUUAGGACUUAACCACCGUCCUCACGAGUCCGGAGAGCUAGCUAACUAGUUAGCCAGAAAGCUACACGUGAAGGUGCUACGCUAGUUUGUCCACACCACGUCUAACCAAAAGAUGAAGACACUAUCGCUUAAUUAACAAUUAUAUUAGUCAUACCGUUUCAUAUCAAUAAGGGCAGGCCCACAUUUUAUGUUGGCAUAGCAGAUAAAGCAUCAUGACUGCUCCUCCUCAGCCUCGGAGGAAAGAACCAGGGAUACUGGUGGCUGGAUCUAGACAUCAGAUGGUGCUCUGAAGAAGCCAUGGGAAGCUGCUUGAGCUGUCCAGAGAAGGAGUCAAUCCCAGAUAAUCAUCAAACCAAAUUUAAGGUGAUAAAUGUGGAUGAUGAUGGGAACGAGCUGGGCUCGGGCGUGAUGGAGCUGACAGAGGCAGAGCUGGUCCUCCACACCCAUCGCCGUGAUGAUGUUAGGUGGCCUUACAUGUGCCUGCGUCGCUAUGGCUACGACUCCAACCUCUUCUCAUUCGAGAGCGGCCACCGCUGCAAGACGGGACCAGGGAUCUUUGCCUUCAAGUGUGUGCGGGCAGAGGAGAUCUUCAAUAUGCUGCAGGAGGUAAUGCACAGCCACAGCAUCAGUGUGGUGGAGGAGGCCGUGCUGGAGGCCAACCACCAGUCUGUUCUUCUCUAUGUCUAUCUAGCUCUGGGCUACUCUGUUCCCACCGUGCCCAAUGGUGUCACCCGGAUCCCUUCGGUGGGCGACACCCCCUCGCACCCCUCCACGCGCCACCCGUCUGUGGCCAGCACCCGCCUGCCCUCGGUGGGAGAGGAGUCCUCACACCCCCUGCUAGUGGCUGACGAUGCGAUCCACACCUAUGUGAACACCACAGGUCUGCUGGAUGACCAGCCUAGCCCUCUGACUGUUCCAGCCCCCCUGGACAGCCCCGACUCAGGCCAGUCCCAGUGUUCCCCUACACCCCCCCCUCCACGGGUAGCCAGACCAGAGCCUCUGCCCCCCAUGCCCCAGCUCCAGGAAGAGCCCCAGGUACUGCUCGAGCCCCUGGGGGUGCGCUUCGUGCUGGGACCCACCCCUGUGCAGAAGAAGAUGGCCAAGGGGAAGGAGUCUACUGGGGGUGGAGAUGGAGAGGAGGCAGAGGAGGACUCAGAGUCCCCGGAUCUCGGAGAGGGGGAGACUAACAGCCACACCGACACACACUGUGCCACAGAGGCCCCAGCCCUACUGGAGGGCCAGUCUCAGCCGCCCCACACACACUCCAACGGCACCUCUGUCGGGGUUACUGCCCCAAUAACAGCUCCCCGCCUCCACCGCACGCCCCCCGACACCCUGCAGAAUGUCAACAACUCAGCCCAGCGACGCACAGCCCUCUUGGACUAUGAGAACCUCCCGGCUCUGCCGCCCGUCUGGGAGACCCGCAAGCCCAGCAACGAGGAGGUGGAGAACAAUGGAGGCGGCCAGGGGGGGCUGAAGACGCCAUCCCUCAACGGCUACAACCACCAUCACUCCUACUCCCACCCCCUGUCAGCCUACCCCUCUCUUUCAGCCAUGGAACCCUCCCACAACUACGUCAACACAGAGAACGUGACGGCUCCUCUCAGCGCCCGCUGUGCCCCCGACAUGGUACGCCGCCGCACCGACGGACCCACCAUCUUCAACUUUGACUUCCGCCGGCCGUUGGGGCUGCUGUGUCAGGAGACUCCCAAGACGCUCAACUACAUCGAGGUGGAGAUGGAAUCUACCACCACCUCUUCAUCCGCAGCUGCCAAGGGUGCCUCCUCAGACACCAGCAAUCCCCACACACCCCGCACCCCCACCUCGCCACUGCCACCUACCACCCCCACGCGCCGCACCGAGCUCUACGCCUUCAUUGACAUCGAGCGCACCGCCGCCAUGUCAAGCCUGCAGAAGGCUCGGCCGCGCGACGACGGAACGUCGAGGAAAACGCGGCACAAUAGCACGGAGCUGCCCACCAAAAGCACUGUCUGACUGAACAGAUCCUCCUGGCACCUUUGUCUACUAUGAACCCCUUUAGAAAAAAAAAUAUGAAAAAAAUGUGAAGGUAGUCCACACAGGGACUUUCUUAAUAAACACAGGCCAUGGAAACAUUGGAAAUGUAUUCAAAGAGACUCCAGAAAUCGGUCUUAAAUGAGAUUUAAACAGACUUUCUGUUGUGUGUGGUUGGUUACCAAAGUAGGUACUUACUUGCGAUAUACCAAUUUAUUCCUAUGGUAAUAUAAUACCUCUUCUCCUUCACUCAUUCUACAGUGCAUUUGGGUUGUUUAUUAUGUUAAUAAGACUGGACUGCAUUCCCCCCCCCCCCUCUGGUACAAAUCAGAAUUAUUGAACAAAGCAUUCCAUUUAGCCAUUUUGAAUGAUAUGAUUCACUACAUGCAUUGCUGCUGUAAUUUCAGUAUCUGAGGAUUACAUGGUACACUACAUGUUUCUGACUAUGUACACUAGAUCCUGGCACAAUAAAUGUCUGUUCUGUUUUUA